UACAGGAAAGUGGUGUAAUGUAGAUCCCUGGUAUGUGUUCUGUCAACUGUUGCCAGGCAACCAUUCCGAAAGGCUCCAGAGCCAAAUGCAGCCGCUCAAUUGUAAACAGGCAACAGGACCUUGAGAAACCAAGAAAAACAAAGCCUUAAUUCUACCCAAAACAUGAAUAUGAGCUCUCGGACACUUUCUUUGGCUGUGGAGGAGCAGCUUCGUAGCCUCUGUCUGAAGGACUUUCCAUGUGGGCAUGGCUGUUGGAGCAAAUCCAGAGGGAAUAUCUUUGAGGAACAGAGUUGGGGCUACAUUGAGCAGGACGAGGGGAGAGAAGGUGCAGCCAAGGAAGAGCAGGAGGCCCUUAUGGAGCACUUGACCAGUCCACUGUCCCCAUGGCGACAUGAGGAGUCAUGGAGCCCCCAAGCCCUGACCCUGACAGAGCUGUCCGUGCGAACACCUGAACUUCUCCAUGGCAACUUCAUAUUCAGCCACUUCAACACCCUACGUAUUGUGGACAAGGGUGUCUCCAUCGUCGAUGAUGGCUUGCUCAGGUUCUCCAGUCUAAGAGAGUUAGUGCUGAGUGCCAACAAAAUGUCUGAACUGCAAGCAGAAUACCUGCCCUGCACUUUACAAGUGUUGGAGCUCUACGCCAACCAGGUUUCCAGCCUUAAAGGUCUAUGCAGCCAGCCUCUACCCUGCCUUCAGCACCUGGGUCUGGGCUGCAACAGGCAUGGUUCCCCCGCAGACAUCCAGUACCUCACUGGAACUCUAUGGCCACGGCUGGUAUCUCUGGACCUGAGCUGGUCUGGCUUCCAGGGACAGCAGGCCCUAGUGGAUGCCCUGGCCACCCUGCCUUGCCUGAGGACCUUGGUGCUGGAGGGCAACCCCCUUACCUUCACCCCGUCCUACCCAGGCUUCAUCCUGGAUAGCCUACCGCGGCUGCUCUACCUGGGCGCCACACGGGUCACACCGGAUGAUCACCAUCGCUUUGGAGGCCUGGCCAAGAUGAGAGACCGGAUAGUGGACCAGGCCAUGGCAACAGUGACAGUGCGUAGGAUCAGGGGUGUCCCGGACCCACUGCUGACUGUGGAUGAGAGUUCACCUGAGUUCCCUGUGGUCAGCUACAGCUACUUUGUCAACUAUGAGUUCCUCCGCCAACCACCCUCUGGCAACAAGCAGGCUGGCAGUGACACUGCAUCCACAUCUGAUCCAAUGGCACCCAUAGCGGAGAAGACGGAUGGGGGCAUCGUUGGUAUCUAUCAGACACCAAAAGAGAACUGUGAAGAGGAAACAACCAACACUCCAAUACCAGACACCACAGCCAGGACAAUGGAGAGUUUGGGAACUAACCAUUGUUCCAUUGAUGGUAUACAGACAAGGAGGUAUACAAAGACCCAAGUAAGAAAUCCAAACAUGACAAGAAGGAGGAGGACAAGAAAACUAAGUCAAUUGCUGACAGUGCAGGGGGGCAGAAGAAUGCUGCACCACCCUCUAAAAGUAAGGGAAAAGGAUGGAAGGAAAGCGAGGCAGAUUUCCCGCAUGGACGACAACUCUGCUCCCAGUUCACUGUGCACCUGGAGAAAUGGCAUUCAGCCUCAGAAGCCCAUCACCUGGUUCACCCAUGAUGAGCCAUCAGCCUAGCUAUUUGUAUGAAGAAAACGAAAAGUUGUAAUGACAAAAUU
Molecule: messenger RNA, 1673 nt
Organism: Coregonus clupeaformis (lake whitefish)
Lineage: Eukaryota; Metazoa; Chordata; Actinopteri; Salmoniformes; Salmonidae
Product: leucine-rich repeat-containing protein 43-like
Exons: 11
Coding region: 163-1632 (489 amino acids)
Source: RefSeq, a predicted model, not a curated record